Molecule: messenger RNA, 813 nt
Organism: Telopea speciosissima
Lineage: Eukaryota; Viridiplantae; Streptophyta; Magnoliopsida; Proteales; Proteaceae
Product: 50S ribosomal protein L27, chloroplastic
Exons: 4
Coding region: 140-712 (190 amino acids)
Biological process (GO): translation
Cellular component (GO): ribosome
Molecular function (GO): structural constituent of ribosome
Source: RefSeq, a predicted model, not a curated record
UAUCGGCUUAUCCUCGUUUCCUUUAAAAACUAUCUUUUUGCAUUCUCUCUCUGGUCAGCGAGGCAAUAGCGGAGUCAGAGGUAGAGGCGACGAUUUGCUGAAGUCGACCGCAAACCAAAACUGCAGAGAUAGGGGCAAAAUGGCAGCUGUAGCCAGCUUCAACUUGGUUGGAGCUUUUAAAGGAUUCUCCUUGGGUUCAAGCUCGUCGUCUACUUUCUUCAAAGGAGAUUUUGGGUCUAUUAGUGCUGGUAACAGGGUCUCCGUCUCAUUUCCUGUUAAAGCGCCAUUAAUAAUUGAGUCUGCGCACAAGAAAGGAGCUGGAAGCACCAAGAAUGGUCGAGAUUCGAAAGGUCAGAGACUUGGUGUCAAAAUCUAUGGUGAUCAGGUUGCCAAGCCUGGUGCGAUUAUCAUUCGGCAGCGUGGGACCAAGUUUCACCCAGGGAAGAAUGUUGGGAUGGGCAAGGACCACACUCUCUUUUCUCUGAUUGAUGGAUCAGUAAAGUUUGAGAACUAUGGACCAGACAGGAAAAAGGUUAGUGUUUAUCCACGUGUCGAGCAGCCUGAAAAUCCAAAUAGCUACAGAGCACGGAAGAGAGAGUAUUUCAGGAUGCAACGUGAAUGCCGGAAAGCAAGAAAGGAAGGCAUUGUACCCCAACCUCAAAUGGUAUUGGCUUCAGUGGAGGAAAUUUCCAACAGCAACCCUAUAUGCUGAUCAGUUCAUAUGUUCUGAGUUUGAAAGGUGACACUCACUGUACCCUUCAAUGAUCAAUUCAUUGACAUUAAGCACUGUACAUCACAUGACCAGGUUCUGGU